This is a messenger RNA of Frieseomelitta varia, 1824 nucleotides long. It is a transcript of the gene Sec61alpha, whose product is annotated as protein transport protein Sec61 subunit alpha. Gene Ontology annotation, cellular component: membrane; Sec61 translocon complex. The record is from RefSeq and is a predicted model, not a curated record. Lineage: Eukaryota; Metazoa; Arthropoda; Insecta; Hymenoptera; Apidae. Gene Ontology annotation, molecular function: transmembrane protein transporter activity; signal sequence receptor activity; ribosome binding. Gene Ontology annotation, biological process: post-translational protein targeting to membrane, translocation; SRP-dependent cotranslational protein targeting to membrane, translocation. The transcript is spliced from 8 exons. Bases 190 to 1620 code for a protein of 476 amino acids.
UAUAUUGAUACGUGUCGACGAGGAGAGCCACGCACGACUCGCUACGACUUGCCAAUCGGGCAUACGCAGCCGAGUUUUCCUCGGGUUCUCGUUUUAAUCUAGUGUCUUUGCGGCAUUGUUGACUCGAGAGUAAGUGAAAAGACGUCGUAGCACCGUGACCCUUUAGAAUAGUUACACCUCGGAUUCGAGAUGGGAUUCAAAUUCCUAGAGGUGAUAAAGCCGUUUUGCAGUAUACUUCCGGAAAUAGAGAAGCCGGAACGUAAGAUUCAGUUUCGAGAGAAGGUACUAUGGACUGCGAUUACUCUAUUUAUCUUUUUAGUAUGUUGUCAGAUUCCUCUGUUUGGAAUUAUGUCUUCAGACAGUGCCGAUCCUUUCUAUUGGAUUCGAGUAAUUCUUGCAUCAAAUAGAGGAACUCUUAUGGAACUGGGAAUUUCUCCCAUUGUCACGUCUGGUUUGAUCAUGCAACUAUUGAGUGGUACGAAAAUAAUUGAAGUUGGCGAUACUCCAAAGGAUAGAGCUCUUUUCAAUGGCGCUCAAAAAUUAUUUGGAAUGGUUAUCACUGUUGGUCAAGCAAUUGUAUAUGUAAUGACUGGAAUGUACGGCGAUCCGACAGAGAUUGGAGCUGGCGUUUGUUUAUUAAUUAUUAUUCAGUUGUUCGUUGCUGGAUUAAUAGUAUUAUUGUUGGAUGAAUUGCUCCAAAAAGGAUACGGAUUAGGAAGCGGAAUCUCUCUCUUCAUUGCUACAAACAUUUGUGAGACAAUCGUAUGGAAAGCGUUUUCUCCAGCUACAGUUAACACUGGGCGCGGCACAGAAUUCGAGGGUGCAGUAAUCGCAUUGUUUCAUUUGCUCGCUACGAGACAGGACAAAGUUCGAGCUCUUCGUGAAGCGUUCUACAGACAAAACCUUCCCAAUCUUAUGAAUUUACUUGCAACUAUCCUAGUGUUUGCCAUUGUGAUUUACUUCCAAGGUUUCCGUGUUGACUUGCCAAUCAAAUCUGCCAGGUACAGAGGGCAGUAUAGCAGCUAUCCUAUUAAACUAUUCUACACGAGCAACAUUCCCAUCAUUCUUCAGUCUGCGUUGGUGUCGAAUUUAUAUGUUAUUUCACAAAUGCUGGCUGUCAAGUUUCAAGGAAACAUUAUUGUGAAUUUGUUGGGAGUGUGGUCCGAUAUUGGCGGUGGUGGUCCAGCACGAUCUUAUCCUGUUGGUGGAUUGUGUUACUAUUUGUCACCGCCAGAAUCUGUAGGCCAUAUACUUCAAGAUCCCAUCCACGCUAUUCUUUACAUUCUUUUCAUGCUUGGUUCUUGUGCUUUCUUUUCGAAAACGUGGAUCGAGGUUUCUGGUAGCUCAGCAAAAGCCGUCGCAAAACAGUUGAAGGAGCAACAAAUGGUAAUGAGAGGCCACAGGGACAAUUCUAUGAUUCACGAAUUAAAUAGAUAUAUUCCGACCGCGGCAGCAUUUGGUGGAUUGUGUAUCGGUGCUCUGUCUGUACUGGCCGAUUUCCUUGGUGCAAUCGGUUCAGGUACUGGUAUUUUACUCGCUGUCACGAUCAUAUACCAGUACUUUGAGAUCUUCGUUAAAGAACAAAGUGAAAUGGGUGGAAUGAGUACGCUACUUUUCUAAACUCAAUUUACAUAGACUUUAAAAGUGAACUUUUUUAAUUCUGACUGAAUAAUAAUUUAUUGUGAAAUAAGUCCACUCGACGUUGAAUAGUGUUGAUUACUCGAUGGAGUAAUGGAAGGUCUUCAAUACGAAUCAAAUCGCACAUUUUUAUUCCCUGUUUGCCGUUAAGAGGAUCACAUGUAUAAAUACAUAUAUAUUACAUGA